Strongylocentrotus purpuratus (purple sea urchin) is the source of this 1488-nucleotide messenger RNA. RefSeq names its product meiosis inhibitor protein 1. The coding region runs from base 1 to 1488 and encodes 495 amino acids. The record is from RefSeq and is a predicted model, not a curated record. Lineage: Eukaryota; Metazoa; Echinodermata; Echinoidea; Camarodonta; Strongylocentrotidae. Gene Ontology annotation, biological process: meiosis I. The transcript has 12 exons.
AUGGCUGUGCUUUUGAGAGAUCACCUCCCAAGUCCAGUUGACUUCAAGUCCUUGGCCGAGCCUUUAGACGGGACCCUUGCCGUGCUUCAGAGGCUACCCAGGCCAGUGUGCAGGAGGACGAGCCAGAAUCCCGGCAGGGACUCAAGGAGGACUGGCAAGUUCAGUGUGGAGAGUCAAGGGGAAGCUGUUGCCAAGAAACAUCAGAAUGUUCUGGAGCUGGUCAUGUCUGUCUUGUUGAAUGGUCUAAGGUUGGUCAAGGUUUGUCAAGAGGACCCUACAUCAGAUCCUGGUGUGUUUCUAAAACCCAAGACCGCCAAUCUACUCAACCAGUCAAACUCCAAGUGCACUGAUCGAUUGUCACCGAUAGAUAAUGCACUAUAUGAGAACAACCUGUCUUCUUUCACGCUGUAUCUGAUGGAGUCUCUGGAUAGUGUUUGCAUUCCUGCAGUCAUGGCAAACCAUGAGGGAUUGAGUCAACCUGGGAUCUACACUUCACUCUUUGAAUCACUCUCUAUCAUGCUCUCUCUUCAUAAGAAUGAUGACCUUCACAACCUUUCUGAAAAACUAGUUGGAUCAUCAUUCAUUCAGCUAGCAUUAGAAGUAAGACAUCGGUUCCAGUCACAAGAAGGAAUCAAAGAGCUCAAGAGAGCGACCGAUACUUUCCUGGUGGACCUACUGCAUUGCUUUUCAUCUAAAGACACAUCCGCAUUAGAUAUGAACAUCUCAGUAGACAUGGUUCAUAGCAUCACAGGUUCUCCCAGUGAGAUAUGUCAUCUGCUUGAACGCCAUGAUGAAACUAUCUGCAGAACCAGUAGAUCAACAUCACAUGGAGAUAUGCAGCAAUGUUUGCUGGCUCUAAUCUACUAUGCUUGGCUAUAUGGAGACAGAUGGGUUCCAAGCAUGGAUCUUCUAAAUUGCCUGACAUCUUUCAUCACCCAGCAUCCAGACAUCACCUCUCUUCCUCUCUCAUCUUCUAAGCAUCUUCUCUUUCUCUUUGCCGAUUGCUUUGUGCACUCUGGAAGUCGAACUGGAAGCAGUGCUUGCUACAUCUUGGCUGAUCACAUGACCAGACUAGAUGUUCAUACAUUGUAUACCAACCAUCGAAGUCUGGUCCAGUGGCUAUUUAUGGCAUCUAACAUCCCUCCACAAGCAACACACAAAAUAUUUGCUGAGUGGAUAGAUCAUCUAGCAUUGGAUACAGAGGAGGCCAGUCUGGAAGAUAAUGAGAAAGAUGGUGACAUUGCACUCACUCUUCAUCUAAUGGGACAGAAUCCAUCUUGUUUGGAUAUCAUGAUGGAUAUGCUACAGCAUGCUCCUUUCCCAACCAGGCCCAAGUGUGCAAGCCUCAUCAAACGGUUACUCAGCUCUACAGCAGACCAAACCCUUGAUGAUACCCAGGACAUGGACAGGAUCAAGAAGAGGAUGCCAGAUCUACUCCAAGCUUGCACCUUGACAGAUCCAUCAAGACAAACAGACUUUGUCCAUUAG